Bicyclus anynana (squinting bush brown) is the source of this 9873-nucleotide messenger RNA. Its product is annotated as probable G-protein coupled receptor CG31760. The record is from RefSeq and is a predicted model, not a curated record. NCBI's taxonomy places the organism in Eukaryota, Metazoa, Arthropoda, Insecta, Lepidoptera, Nymphalidae. Bases 300 to 2390 code for a protein of 696 amino acids. Gene Ontology annotation, biological process: G protein-coupled receptor signaling pathway. The transcript has 18 exons. Gene Ontology annotation, molecular function: G protein-coupled receptor activity. Gene Ontology annotation, cellular component: membrane.
GGGACGAUACUCGCGUCUUUACCCCUAAGCGUUUGAUAUUGAAUGAUUAAGUAACCACUUUACGCGUUUAAUAUUAUAUAUGUGUGAGUUGGGAUGGAAAUUUAAGAUAGUGAGAUAAGAACUCAGUGAAUUCUUAUUGUUUUAAAAAAAAAAGUGUUUGUUUACGAACAUUUUCGAAACGUCGAGCUGUGAAAUCAAGAUUCAGAAGCUGCACAAAAACGGAAAGCUGUGUGUUUUUUUGCGGUCCAAGAAUGAUUUGAAUAUUUAAGAGCGCGUGAUCGCGCGAAUGGUUGCCGGAGAUGAGAGCGCCGCGGCGCAUCACAAGUGCGCUGCUGCUACCGGUCGCUUUGCUGCUCUCGCACGUCUAUGCGGCCAACGUCACGACUUACAGAGAGGAGUUGGAGUCAUCGCUCCGGCUCGUGCACGCAGUCGCCACUGGUGCGACGGGUGCGUUGUGCGUCACGCACCACUACGGCCGACUGAGGGCGCCGCUGCAUACCACGCGGUGGAACGCAGCACGCGCGCGCGCCGACCUCGCCGCUAACGUACUGCAGCAAGUCGGCUUGGAGAACGCUGAGAUCCUCAUGGCUGUAUCCCAAGGGUUGGUCAUGGGGUCCAGCACCACAGAGCGCGCGGUGGGUGCUCGAGCGAUAGCACUCAGAACCGAUGGGGUGGUGGACAGUUCUGUGGCGUGGGAGAGAUUCGGAGCUGCCGAGCCAGUGCCUGUGGUCUCCCCGCAACUGGAGAAACCACCUGAUCCUGAAUAUCCCUGGUACGUAUCUGCCCAAGAAAGUGAAUCCGUAAGAUCGCCGAAGUUCAUGCCAUCCCCACCCGGCGCGACGAUGGAAGGGUGGUGGACGUACCCUUACUACAGCUGUGAGGCGAAACGUUGGCUGCUAUCUUAUACAGUGCCCGUGUCUACCAUUCGCGGAUUAAAAGGCGUUGUUUCACUCGACAUUGACAUAUCGAACUUGGAGAUAAAUCAGUGCGAGAUGGACAAUGAAGAGGGGAACGACAACCAAAUUUAUUCUUUCCACGGAACGCAUAAAUGCCCUAACGAAACCACUUUCUGCGACUACAAACCUAACCGUGAAAUGGGCGUGCGUUACGGUGGAUGGGCGCGCGGCUCCUACACGUGCAGGUGUCGACCAGGGUACUACUCCAUCCACCAUCCUGAGGGGUUCAACGGAUCACUAGUGGAAGUUGCGUAUCAAGAAUACGAAGAGAACAGCUUGGAAUCGUGGAGCGAGCCUUACGAUUGUCUGAUGUGUCAGCCCGGAUGCGAGACCUGUCGGGGGCCGGAGCCUUGUCUAGCCACAUACAACUGGCCCUUUCGGAUAUCGUUGCUGGUGAUCUCCGUGAGCUGCGCAGUGAUGACGGUGAUGCUCACGAUCUACACGCGGCAUCACCGACGAGUCAAGGUGUUUCGCGUCGCUAGCCCUGUCUUUCUGUCUAUCACACUGCUUGGCUGCGCUAUUAUGUAUAUGGAAAUGGCAGCUAUAUUUCCUGUAUUGGACCGUUACUCCUGUAUCGCUACUAAAUGGACCCGCCACAUGGGCUUCUGUAUCACAUACACAGCACUUUUAAUGAAAACAUGGAGGGUGUCCCUCACGUACCGCGUGAAAUCCGCACACAAGCUAAAGCUGACAGACAAGCAGUUGCUGCAGUGGAUGGCGCCCAUCCUGCUCAUCAUGCUGGUCUACCUCGGCACCUGGACGCUGUCGGCGCCGCCUGACGCUGAAGUUAUUACAGACAACAAAGGUCUGAAGUUCAAACAGUGCACAUACAACUGGUGGGACCACAGUUUAGCAAUAGGAGAGAUCCUGUUCCUGCUGUGGGGUGUGAGGGUGUGCUACAGGGUGCGCCACGCGGAGAGUCUGUACAACGAGGCGCGGCUCAUCUCUAUCGCCAUCUACAAUAUCUUCACUGUCAACUCGCUCAUGAUUGCAUUUCAUUUACUAAUCCUGCCACGAGCUGGUCCUGAUAUAAAAUAUCUCCUCGGAUUCAUCAGAACGCAGUUGUCAACCUCCACUACUGUGUUGUUAGUUUUUCUGCCGAAGGUGAUGCGCGUAGUCCGCGGCACGGGCGACACGUGGGACAGUCGUGCGCGCGCGCGGGGAGUGCCCGCCUCCUCCUCGCUCAACGGGAUAGGACUGGUGCCCGACGAGCCGCCGGACCUCUUCCAGGAGAAUGAAGAACUUAAGGAGGAAGUACAGAAGCUGGCGGCACAGAUCGAGUUCAUGAAGAUAGUGCAGAUGGAGAUGCACAACCGCCACCUGCGGCCCCGGCCUGGUGGGUACUUCACUCCGGGUAACGCGCCCGCCAGCCCAAUGCACGCCAAGACUGUCAACAUUUCACAAGACAGCACAGAGUGGUCCGGGCCCGUCUGACUGGUGGCACUCAGCGACAGCGGAUGGCAGUGGCCGGGCCCGGCGGGGAAACGCGUCGUCACAACCGUCGACGCGCGCUCGCCAGCUUUCGUGUGAAACAGCUCUUAUUUAUACUUCUUUUUGAUUGAUCGGCUCUGCGCGUCGAGCUAUUGAGCCAGUGACAAGAGUUUUUUUUUAAUGAGGUACUUUAUUUAUAUAAGAAAUUUAAUUUUAGGUAUGUAUUAUAAAACGUAUGUUUGCGUAUUUAGGCGUCUUUUAUGAUUUACUUUUUUUCCGCAAAGUGGCGAAGUUUUUUAUCUUUCUGGUCAAGCUAUAAUGAUUUUUUAGUUCACAAAAACUUUCGAUGUAACUUAUUAUUGUGGUGUAACCUGACACUAACCUAGGCAAGCACUAUCGUGAAAAAAAUUAAAGUUUUAUGAAAUUAGCCACAAAACCGAAUUACUUAUAUUAAUUAAUUUGAAAAGAUUUUUGUAUUAUUUACUUUUGGGACAGUAUAAAUAUCUUUUUUAUUUAAUUAAGGGUUGCUUUUAACAUAUGACUUCCGCUCGCUAGUUCAGACAAUGCUUUAUUCUUGAAUAUUUGGUGAUAUGUGAAUCCACCGAAACACCCAUUAAUUAUGCACCUAGUCUUAGAUGUAAUGAAGGUUGAUGAAAUUUCGGAAAUGUAAGGAAAUACAAAUAGACCAAACUCGUAUAGGAAAAUCUCAGACUAAUUACAUAAGGACUAGUAUCGCACCCAAAUUCACAAACAAAAUUGUCUUCCAUUUUCUGGAGAAAACGAGCUUAGAUUAGUUAUAUAUCUUACUAGCGAACGCCUGUGACUUCAUCCGCAUGAAAUUUCGUUUUUCAAAAAUCCCUCGGGAACCAUUUUUCCGGGAUGAAUCCAGAGUAAAAUCUAUUUUUAUUCCAAAUUUCAGCCAAAUCGGUUCGGUAGUUGCGGCGUUAAAGAGUAACAAACAUUCAAACAACCAUACAAAUUUUCGCGUUUAUAAUAUUAGUAGGAUACUAAACUAGAAGUUUUUGCCCGUUUUUUACACCAUUCAACUACACAAAAAGGUGUUUUUACGGAUAUCUUUCACCGACGCGCACGAUUACAACUAUGAAACAUCGAUACUAUAGAGACAGUUUUUAUAAUCGCAUUAGAUCGUUGAUCAUAUACUUUGACAGAAAAGUAACGUCUAGCGAGGCCAGGUCCUUAUUUAAUAAGUCUGAGAGGUAAAUGGAUGACUUGUUAACUUGAGAUGUACCAAGUAGGUACAUAUAUUUUAUUUGUUGUAUUGAUUGUUGUAAAAUAAAAUACAUAUGUAUAUUAGUAAGCUUAUGAUGCAUCAACGACAUUAUCUGGUGAAGAAAAAAAACAUUGUCGACCAAUAGCGGCCGAAUCGAAAAUAUCUCUCUUCUUCAGUGUGAUGGGACAAAAGAAAGCGAUUAGUAGAAGAUCUGUAUUAGAAAUUACCUUCACCCAUCUGUUUAAUGUGUGAAAUGUAUUUUAUAUCAAAUUUAGUAUGUUAAAAAAUAUAUUGCGAGUAGAUCGCCUAAAAAUUUCCUAGUCAAUUUAUUAUUAACCGUUAUUAACUAUUUUAUUAAUUUAUUAAUGAUAGUUGGCCAGGAGUUUUUGCGCCAAUGUACUCCCAAUAUACCUACAUGUUUUUUAACUUACUCAAUUAAUAUAAAAAAAAUCUUUUCAUCCAUUUAAAAGACGGGUAAAGGUUAUAUCUAAUACGGAUCCCAGAUUAGAUGUUUUACAAGCCGCCGCUAUUGAUCGACAAUAUGCAUUUUUCUCCUACAGAAAUCACGGAAAUGAUAAAAGCUAUAAUGUAAAAUCAAAACCACAGCAAGCUCUUACUUUGCUCCCAUCUACUUAAAAGUUUAUUGCAUGAUUUCUGACAUGAUAUCUUGCUUUUUUAUAUUUAUUUUGUUGUUAACCGACUUCCAAAAAAGGAGGUUUGCAAUUCGACGUAUAUGAUUUUUUAAACUUUUGUUACCUCAUAACUUCGUCAUUUAUUAUGAAAGUUGUUUUUUAGUUUGUAAGGGUAUACUUCCAGAUUGGUCCCAUCUAAUUUUCACGAAAAUCAGUUCAGUAAUUCUGUGUUAAAAUCAAAAUAACUGAAAUGAGUGAACUCUGGCGUUUACAGUCACUACGCUCGGAUAUACUAAAAAACAAAAAAAUAAAUCUUUUAACAAAAAUAUUUAACCGACUUUAAAGAUAACAUUGUACCUUAUUGUACAUUGUACCUAAAGCGAAAAAUAACAUGUACCUAUGUCCCUUCUAUUAAUUGGUUUGAAGGCGGUGCCAAAAACAAAAUGAACUGUAAGAGCCUAUGUGGCAUAGCAUAAAAUAUUUUUUUUUUCGAAAAUGUAUACAUAUUUCAUUGUGAUUUUAAAAAAAAAUUAUAGUACGUAAUACACGCACGUGUAAUUUUAACACAAUGAAACUUCUCUCUAUGCUGAAAUGCUUCUCCCUAAAAUCGUAAUCAUAUACUUUUGACAAAGGGGUAACGUCUAGCGAGACAGGUCUUAUGGUAACUGGUCUGAGGCUAGAGAUGAUGAAAGUGAAAAAAAAUAUCGAAGUAUGCUUAUGGCUAUAGUUUUUUUCUUUUCACUUUCACAUUCCUAAGCGGCUGGUGUUAACAAUAAGCCAUUCCAUAAUACAGAAGUAUGAACUGAAAGUUCUUUCUGUAUAAUUAUUUAUACUACAUCUAGUCAAUAAUGCUUUGCAUAGACACUGUUGUUUAUAUUUAUUGUAAAUUUAGUAAUUUAUAAUAAUAUUAUAAAUUGUAUUUAUAUAAUUUCGAAACUUUUAUUGAAUUUUAUUGAUUCAAUAUGUAAAUUACCAAGAUAAACAGUAUUUUCUGUUAAAAAAUUUACUUUUCUAAGUAGGUAACAUUUUUUAUUUUGUAUAAAAGCUUUCAUGACACUAAAAUAAUAAACCAUUAAACAACUUAUCAAUCAAAAUCAGCUCAAUAUUUUAGAUACUAUGUUGGAACAUACUGUAAAUACAAGACAAGUAGUCAGGUAAAAAUAUGUCAGGAUCUAAACAGAACAUUUUUCUGUUCAAAAUGGUAUAUUCUGCGCCAAACUUCUAUUCUGCUCUGAAGUUGCAACACCUGAAACUGCGCAGGCAUUAGCCAGGUGGUUGGCUGGUAUGUUAUUGUGCACUUAACAGUAAUACGCCUCAUGUUCAGAUCGGACUAGAAGUUUGAUGCGAUCUAUAUACAGAUUCAUCUUUUGUAAUUAGUAAGUAGAUUUUGAGGGAGCAUAUCAUAUCAAACAGAUUUCUUAAACUUUUACAUUAAUUAUUUUUAUGGUCUACAAUUUUUUUUUUAUUACCUAAGAAAAACUCGAAAAUUUAAAAUUUUUGAAAUACAACCGUUUAUAUAUAGGUGAUAAGUGCAAAGAGGGAGUAUUAUUACUAUCAUUGAACAAAUGACCUCAGACUAAUUAUAGAAGGACCUGUAUCACACCCAAAUUCACGAACAAAAAUUUUCUGAGGAAAAUGAGCUUAGAUGUGGUAAAUAUCUUAUACUAAACUAGAAGUAUUUGCCCGUUUUUUACACCAUUCAACUACACAAAAAAGUAUUUUUACGGAGCUCUUUAGCCGACGAACACGAUUACAACUAUAAAACAUCGAUAUUGUGACAGUUUUUUAUAAUCGCAUAAUAUCGUUGAUCAUAUGAUCAGAAAAGUAACGUUUAGCGAGGCAGGUCUAUACGAUAAUUAGUCUGAGUAAAUACCUUAUGAAUGAUCAAGUUAAAUUAUUUUUUAAAGUUCUAUGGUUUAUAAAACACUUGUUAUGUAUAUUAGAAUACACUAAUUAUGUAAUAAAUGUUUAAUACGUGUUCAUAUUAGAACAGACAAUAAAAUUACAAAUUAUUGUUACGUUUAUAAUUAUAGAGUCAUUCAUGGAGUACCUACAAGUCUUAUUAUAAUUAAUUUUCUUAUUUAAUAUGUCUAUGUAUAGAAAGUUACCUAUUAAACAUUAUAUGUAAUGAAAAUGAAUUGUAAAUUUGAAUCACAAAGCAUGUAUUCUAAAGAAAUGUAUAUAAAAAAUUGAUAUUAACCUUUUAUUUCUAUCUGUGAUAAAUAGUUUAAUUUUAAUUAUUGCUUUUAGUGAUUUCGUUCCUGCUAAAUACUCAAUGUGUAGUGUUUAUUUUAUGAAUAAGCUAUUUAAAUACACUCAUUAUUAUUAGUAAAGUGCUAAUUCAGUUGUACACUUGGGCGAAUCACUCACUGCCUUUUAAAGAUGAAAUCAACCCAAGAAAAAAUUGAAAAAAUUAAUAAAGAUUUUUUCAAUGUCUGACAUUAGUAUGUUUGACAUUGCAAUAGGCUAGUCGACAUCUUUUUAUAAAAAUCUUAAAUUGUUCAUUAGUGUUGUACUACAUUGAAAAAAACAGUUAUUAAGUAUAUUUUUUGAGACAUGAAUACUUACAUGAAAAUUUAAAUUAGUAAAUAUUUUUUAGACAAUAGACUCAGCACGCUAUAUUUUAUCUGUAUCUGACGUCACGUAAACAUUAAAAUUUAGCCAAACGGUUUAGCUGUUGACAAAAUUAAUAGAUUGACGUUUUUUCCUUUAGUGACAUCAAGUAACAUUGUUACGUGACAAAAUUGACAGCGUUUUUGAUGUUUAAAAAAAUACACAAUUUUUAAAAUGAGUUUUCUAUGAAAUCCUUAACGUUUAUUUUAAAUAAUAUCGAUAUAUUUAAGACCCUUAUUCCAUGUACUACACAAAAUUAAUAUUGUUUAUAUUAAAUUUGAUAUGAGUCUAUUAUAUUAUAUUGAGUAAUACAAAAAAACAUUCUUAACUUAAUCUUCCAUGGAAAACCAAUAAAUGUCAAAUAAGAUAGGUGACUUUCAAAUUCUGAAAGCAAAAACUUUAGUACACACAGAUAGAGACUUAGAGGUACCUAAAACUCUAAAAGUUUCAUGAUUUUCAAAAAAGAUCAUUACAUUAUCAGAAAGUUUAUAAGUAUUAUAAUAGAAAAUAGAUGUUUAUUAUAUUAAGUCACUUCACUAUUAUGUGAUUUAUGUACAACUGAUUUAGUACCAAUAAUAUAACUAUUUAAAUUAUUAUGAAUGUGUAGUUUUUAACCUUCCAUUAAAUUUGUUAAACAUACCGAUCUCAUAGAAAUACAAAACUAGCUAGUUAUUUUGUCUAGUAUUAAACUAUUGUAAAUUAUUAACUUUUAAGUAAAUGUGAUUGUAUUUCGUACUUUAUGAAUAUUUAUUAAUUAUUAAUAAUUGCAGCCAAUAAUUAUGUUUCCUAUUGCAUUAAUUUAGAAUGUAUUUUGAAUUAAAAAGCAACAAUUUUGUUUACAAGUUUUACAUUCUUAGUAGUUGACUUAACUUUUUUGAAGAUGACAGUGUCAAGUAAAAAGCAAACCUAGAUAAAAUUAACCAAGAGACCAUAUAUCUAACAUUACAGGAGAGUCAUUAGAGCUAAAGUGUAUAAAUGAAGACGACAAAAAUUGCAUCUGACUGUAAUCUAGAACUUCUUAUAACUCAUGGAUCUCCUAUUAAAAAGUGGAUGCACAAUUAAAUUUCUAAAUGUCUAAAUUGUCACUUGGUUGAUUUUGCUUUUCAUCAUCAAUAGGUAUGGAGAUUCACACUAUAUUUUACCAGUGGUAUUUACCAAGUUAUUUUUGUCAAAUACCCUGCAGGAAAUAUAAUUUGGCGCUGUCAUUGUCUGUAAACAAUUUGAUACAAUUAUUUAUUAAUUGAUUAAAAUUAAAAAUAGUUUUGGUUUGUCAUAUUAUAUAUCUAUGCCAGUGACAUAAAUAUGUUGAAUGUUAUUUAAUGUAACUUAUAAUUCUGGCGAAGCCAAGCUCAUGUAUUUCCAAAACACGUGUAGUUUAAGUCUAAAUGUGAUAUCAAGUAAUGAUUAGCUAUAGGUAUUAUAGUUUUAACUGUAAUAGUUAUGGUGUUAUUACUGCUUAGUUUUUAAAAAAAUCUUAAUGUUUAAAUGUGGAUAGUUUAAGAUUUGUUGUGCCAAGAUUUUGAUUCCAUCUUUUAUGUAUUAAGUUUCAUUAACACGAACGGCAACUGCUACCGACGACCGCAGACGACUGCAGUCGGCAACGUCUCAGCGGCAGUCGCUGACUGCAGUCGACUGCCGUUGGCUGCCGCCGAGACGUCGCUGACUGCAGUCGGCGACAGCCGUCAACCGCCGUCGAGUCGUCGACUGCAGUUGACUGCCGUCGUUGGUAGCAGCUGCCGCUCGUGUAAAUGAACACUUACCAAAGUUAAAUAUGUGUACACCCAUGUGUAAUAAGUGUAAUGUAUGGUCUGUUUCAAUAUACAUUGAUAAUUGUAACUAUUAUUUACUUGGUUCUUAUUAACAUGUACUAGAAUCGCUCGUACCCAUGUAAUAUAAGAUCUUAACAUGUUAUAUAUGGACUUCCCAAAUUUUUACCAUCACCCAAAAAAUAACCUUGAAGAGUAAUUCUCAAUUAGCCUGCAAACUUCAUCAAAUUAAUAUCCCUUCUAGACUUAAGCCGGAUUUAUAUUUGUCUGACGUGUCGUGUUGUGACGCAUCAGAACAGAAUCGGUAUCAUACAUUUUAUGUGGCAACGUUUACACUUAUGUGUUGUGACAUGUUGUAAUGGCUUCUGAUGUGCCAUAUACAAAAUCUAUGAAAUUGAUUCUGUUCUGAUGAGUCACGACACGACACGUCAGACAAAUGUAAAUCCGGCUUUAGUCUUACAAUACCUAUCAGAGAGACAUUCUGUCCAACAAUAUUCUUCUAGCUCUCUGGUUGACUGUUAUAAUUGAUUUAAAUUAGGUUAUCAUUAAAUAAUAGAAUAAGACUAUAAAAUAUACUUACUUUAACUUUCCCCUCUCAUUUUAUAGUAUGCAAGGUAGAGACAGUUUCUACCGUUACAUUUUCGUUUGCAAAUUUUAGAAAUUUCAACAGUUGAUUAUAGCUUUGCAAAUUAGUUUGUAACACUCCCGAUAUGGACUGCGCGGACCGGGAGGGGGUAGCGAUGCCCCGCUCGCACGUUUCCAUACCCGCGCAGACCUUCCCUCUGCCCCCCGCGGGCGUUUUCAUACCUUCGCAGUCCUGUCCCCCCGUCGCCCGCAUAUCAUGGGAGUGUCAUCAACAAACUUGCCAAGCUAUAGUAAUGGCUUAAUAGUUCUCUAGUCUUUGUGGGUCUAGAAACAAUUAAUGUUUAUGUACUGGAAUUUUUUCCCCCGUCGCCCGCAUAUAAUGGGAGUGUCAUCAACAAACUUGCCAAGCUAUGGCUUAAUAGUUCUCUAGUCUUUGUGGGUCUAGAAACAAUUUAUGUGUACCUACUGGAUUUUUUUUUAUGUAUUUAAUUUUGGAAAAUCAAAAUAAUAAAGUUGAUAUUGAAACAGACUGUACUAAGUAAUAAUAAGUUGGUAUAAAAAAAAAUUGAUGUGACAAGUAUGGCAAUGUUGUUUCUAAUAUUUGGUUAUAGAAAAAAAUAUUCUGUAAGUUGUGUUUUUACAUUAAAAUAAUAACUGUU